Pomacea canaliculata is the source of this 4866-nucleotide messenger RNA. RefSeq lists its product as uncharacterized. Bases 159 to 3257 code for a protein of 1032 amino acids. The record is from RefSeq and is a predicted model, not a curated record. The transcript has 3 exons. NCBI's taxonomy places the organism in Eukaryota, Metazoa, Mollusca, Gastropoda, Architaenioglossa, Ampullariidae.
GACGCCAUACGCAGUGCUAUCGAGAUUCCGUCGUUGUACUUUCUACUCAGUGUUUCUGCACACACUUGGCAUUUCUUGUAUAUUUAGCCGUCGACCGAAAACAACUGACGAAGCUUUCACCCUUAGUCCUUCUCGAACAACGCAGACUUUCUUCGACGAUGGGGGUUCUUAUUUCUCGCCGGAAGCGCGCUAAGGUCGAUACGAAAGACGUGUCAACGCAGCGUAGUCAGCUACCUCAGGAAGUGGAAUAUCUGGAGACACAGCAAGCGACGGGAAGCGCAGGCGACAGUCUCAUGGCGGUCUUGCAGGCCAUCGACAAGCGACUAAAUGCGCAGCAACUCCAUGCCCCUCAGGACGAAAAAAGUAGUCUUACAGUCCGGACGAGAACCCCCCGGCAGGGAGAGGAGGACACCAGCGGCUCCGGUGGCUUCGCCAGUAAGAACAGCAUCUUUGCCGUUCCCGGAACAAACACACAUGCCAGCAGGGGCGUGCAAGCUGCCGGGGAGGCGGGCGACGGUUGUGCGGACAUAGGGGCUGAUGCGCAUGGGACACCGGAAGACAGUACCGGAAAAUCUAGGGCCAAGCGUUCUCAUUCUGUCAAAGACCGGCAGCCCUCUUUUCACUUUCGGGCUCCCAAAAUUACUCCACGCCGCGAAGACGUUCGCUCGGUAGGUGCGAAACCCGACGGGAUCCCACGGUUGCCGACGGCAGACGACGGAGAACAACGAAGCGCCGGUGACAAUCCCGCUUUAGGUGGUCCCAAGGAAAAUGCGCUAGUUCUAGAAGUCGAUUCAUGCCCCAAAGACGCGGAGGUGGUGCCUGAGGUCAAGAGUGUGGUUCAGCCUAGACAUAAGGAGCACAUGGUAGUAGACGCGAAUGGCUUCCAUGUGCCUUUGGGCUACGUAUGGCAGCCGAGGGAGCUCCCUGUGCUCCACAAGAAGUCGGUUUGUCGUCAUUCAAGAAGGAAACACAAAAACCACAGGACCUCUAAUUUCGAUCUCGGGGUCUGGUGUCCUCAGACCCUGGAGGAAGAGCUGGAGAUGCUAAGCGUGGAAGAAAUCCUUCAGGCAGGAUCCAAUUCUCGCUUUCAAGGGGACGUGCUAGAGGUGGAGGCUAUGACUGCAACCGGUGGUUUCGUUUCCUGCACUCUUGCAAAGCUCGUGGAACGCUCUGACGAACAGCGAAGGUCGGGUUUUGGCGAGGCGAGUAGGAUGCAGUUUCAGAAAGUGCACGUUGGUCAGGGCAUGUGGCCACUGGAGCAGACCGCGGACAACUUUGUCCAAGAAGACCAGGACACGAGUGACGAAACAGACGGCGAUAUUGCAGAAGAUACACUGGACUGCAAUGUCGACGACCGGAUUAGCUCCCCUCCUGUCUGUUGUGGGUGCGAUGAUGUGGACUGGGACACUCUGGAAUGCGAGACGGGGCGUUCAGUGACUCCUACGAUCGACAACAGUCAGCCCGGCGGGAACUCUGAGAGGAAAGCUACAGGGACCAUGGAUAGCACGGAAGGAUGCAAAGAGGAGGCCAGAAGAACCGAGGCAACGAUGAGGCAGGCAAAGAGUCAGGUAGCAAGCGAGCUGCUGAUGAGCCCGAAGACCUCCGAUUCAAACAAAACGUACCUGCCACCUCUUCCUGUCAUGGAGAACAAAUACAUUCCUCAUUGGAACAGAAACAGCCCAUGUGGCGAGAGUAGAGAUGAAGAGGUGGGGGCGACGCUACGUCCAGCUAGCAAGAUGGCUGACGAAGAACCCCGCCAGUUUGGGGGUGGCGAUUCCCCGAUAGUGUGUAAGGAGGGGGACGCUCCGGAAGGCGCGGCUUUGGGCAGCUCGCCGCGUAAUUCUAAACCAGAACUAUUCAAGCGGCGAUUGAGUGCUUCGGGGCCCCGGGUGGAGAAGAGUUUCGCUCAACGGAAGGUCUCCUUCGACAGCACCAGCGACACCUACCUUCUGCAGCUAGAUAUGUCCAGCAAUAGGCCCACCUCUCGCGAAUGCGAAGAGGAGACAUCACUCGUGCUGCAAGACCAAUUGUUGCUGCAGUACUUUCAGAGCCUACAGAUCACAGAGGCAGCGCGAUUAAAAGCCAGACUUAAAUCCCGGGAUGUUGACGCCAAAUGUUUGGUUCCUCCCCUAGACCUGGAUGCAGCCUUCCCUGCAAAGUCAUCAAAGAAACCGGACGUAACUGUAUCGACACCAGACGGUCUAGACUCAAACAGCAUGUCGUAUCUGCGAGAAGCAGGUGGUGAUUCCAGCGUGCGUGUGCAGGAGCAGGAGAACCCUUGUGAGCAGGAGAACCCUUGUGAGCAGGAGAACCCUUUUCACAACCUGAGUAAUGAAUACCUUACGCAAGUAAGUCUCCCGCACUCUUCCAGAGACCUGGAGUCUGACAGUUGCUCAAUUUUGCAAGCAGUCAAUUAUGUUACAUCCCCGACGAGUAUCAGUGUCAUCUCUGAGGAACAAACCCAAGCCCAUACUUGCCUCUCCAGCUUUACAUCACUGGUGAGCAUUGGCGUCAUCUCGGAAGAAGAGUCACAAGUUCGUGCUUGCAUCUCUAGCACCACAUCAUUGGUACACAGCGACAUUAUCUAUGAAGGACAACAUCAAGACCGCAUCUCCAUCCCAGCCUACAAGUCUCUCUCCAAGACCUCGAUGACGUCCGCGACAGAACUGCAGGCUCUGUGCCACACUUCAUCACUGCAAGACCUCUACAGCCCUUGUGUUUCGACUGACUGUGUGAAUCGGGUCAUGGGCAAGAACGGGUCGGCUGGCAGGAUAUCUUGCCUGGAUGAGUCAUCCACAAACCCAGAAGAUGAUGUGCACUUCCGAGAUAGACCCAAGGAUAAGUGCGUCCCCGCUGGAAAUGGAAACGUUAAUGAAAGCAAUGUUUCAGGGCUUCCAGGACUACUAGAAUACCCUCAGAUAGAUGAAAUGCAAACCAACAAAAAGAACUGGCUAACAGAAAUUCCCGAAGAAGCAAACCCAGAUGGGGAGCAAAAUCUGAGGAAGGCUGGACUCAUUCUAGUGCAGGGGAAGGCACCGACUUAUCUAGCGUCACUUACGGAAUGCGAAAAUAUUAGCUCGGGAGAGCAGAUGGAAUACGAUGACCACGACGAAGCGUUGUUUAGCAGACUUGGUCGUUCGCAACGUGCUGCCCGUAUAUACAAAGGUUUCGCCUUCUCAUCCCUUCAGCACCCAUUCGCACCGUCACAUUCUCUCAAGACUACAGAUUAUUGGUCCCAGAUGUUACAGCACAACUGAUACAACUUUUAUUCGGAUACACAGUUUAUAAAAUUUCUUCGGCAUCAAUCUGCAGGAGUAUUUAAACGAACUAUUAAUUCCUCCUUAAUUUUAAACAGAGUUCCUCUGUGUAGUUCUUCAGACUCCAGGAAAACACAGUUUCUGAUGACACAGCGUGUUUGUGGAUAAGGGAUGUUGGUGGAGGGGAAUCUUUGAUAUCUGUUUAAACGUGACAUGUCAGCGCGAAGUGACCAUUCAGACCUAGUAUUUAACAAAAUGCGUCAUUUGUGACAUUUUGUCUCCAGAAUUAUGACCCAACAUGAGCAAAUAAGUGCAAAGUCUCCCUCGGAGAUUUUGUACCCAGAGUGACUAUAAGUCCCUUGAUGGCCUCGUAAGUUAUGAGAUGAAAACUUUGUGCUUAUUGCAAUUAACCAAUUAAUAGCCCUCAUAUAUAUAUAUACCAAAUGCACUACUCACUCACACACAUACGCACACAAACACGGUUAAGCGUCACAUCCACAACCCACAUAACAAAUAUAUCUCUCAGCGUACAAUCACUGGGCCGUUGUCUUAGUUUUAGUUUGGUACUAAUCCCAAAAACAUCAGUUUCAUCUGGUAUUCUAACCUAUACCUUUGGUGUCUGGGACAAGGGCAAGAACUUCAAGGGGUAUGAAGGUACAAACAUGGUACAAGGGUAAACUCUUAUGAUAUAAGCAAUCCAACGAAGGAGUAACGUUUACAGCUUAUGUUAGAUCAGAGAGAAUUUUUUUUUGACAUAAUAAAGCCGACACAUUUUCUGGUACCCCUUACCCUUUUGUGUUCCCAUACCACUGUCAGAGAAGAAUGCAAAAUCUUUCCUGAGACUCAAAAAAUAAAUAUCGUGUACUGAAGUCAUUUUAGCGUAGGAACCUGUGUGCAGAAGGCUCAGAUGUGCAGUCUGUACAAGUGGCUUUCCAUAUUCAGCAAUAACAAGGGUUUUAUAUUAAUGCUGUUCGCACUUUAGCUGCCUAUGGAGAAGUGGCGGCAAAAUUUUCCAGUGUUAUCACAAGUGUCAGAACGCUGUCCUCCAAAUAAUCUCCUCAGCUAGGAGAUUCAUGAUAUGGCUGUAUAAUGUGAUUUUUAGUGCAAACACACUUGUUGAUAAUGUCAUUAACAUGGCUUGUGGGGCCGACCAGAUGCAGAACAGCAGCAUGGACGAACCUGUUUGCGAGACAGGGGAGCUGCUUGUAUAACCGUAUAACCGGCCUCCUUAGUGAGCUCUCCACACUCCCAUCCAUUCCAGUCUUUGCUUCCAUAAUACAAAACCCUCCCAUGUUCUGUUUGGAUGCAGAGCGAGGAUCACAAAGUUCACUUCUUCAUCACAUUUUAGGUCGUGUUAAUGUGUUGGCUGACUCCUCAGCCAUAGCUCUCUUUCUCCAUGGUUUUCCGACAUUUACUAAACGGCCCUAUACGAAUGCCCUCCCAGCAUCUGCAUGACUCAGCAUGAGGGCUUGGCAAAAAACAAAAAGCAAAAAAACAACUGCUGAACUGGUUGUUUGGUUUGACAGGAAAGUGCUUCCAAUUAGUGGUAAUUUUGCAGGAGGGAGAGGGAAGAAACCAGAGUGGAGGAAAAUAAAAACCCAUACAGCAA